This is a messenger RNA of Bursaphelenchus okinawaensis, 2690 nucleotides long. The record is from the annotation of a GenBank genome assembly. NCBI's taxonomy places the organism in Eukaryota, Metazoa, Nematoda, Chromadorea, Rhabditida, Aphelenchoididae.
AUGUAUUCGGCUUUCAAUGGCCGGAUUAGUGACACAGUAAGUUAGUUUAAUGAUGCUUAUUACGAACGGAAAAAAUAUAUUGGGGGGGGGAGGGUGGUUUAAAAAUUUUUUAGUUUUUUGCUACAGUAAUCAUUUAAAAAUAUUUCAGAAUGAAAAAGAGCCGGUUGAAGUUGAAUUUAUUGGGAAGUUUAACAAACUUCAAGAUGAUUGUACGAUGCUAAACCAGAUGAUUGAGCAAAUGCUAUUGACAAGUGGAAUUUGUAAGAGAUAUACUGGAGAGCCAGCUUACUGUUCUUUUGGCCCUAAUACUACAAUAUCUAAGAGUACCACAGUAAAUCAAAAUACGGGUCAUCAAAGAGAGACAGGACUGCAAAAUCUUGCUGCAAGCUGUCAUGGCACUGAUGAUACUGUGACUCGUGGUGCUGUUGGUAGUAAAAUUAAUAGUAGUACUAAUCUUCGUGAUACUGUUAAUACUAAAACUAGUAUUUAUGAUAAUAUGGAAAACGUAAAAAACGGCGAAAAAUUAUUCAUCUCUACUAGUGAUAAUACUGUAACACAAUAUGAAGAUACCAAUACUACUAAAGAACCGUCCCAAAGCUCUACUACAAAACCUACGUCAAUACCACAGUACCAAAACACAAUACGACGUCUAUCUUCUCAAACCAAGGACACCUUGAGACCAAUUUCAACCAAACGUCAACGCCCAACCUCAGGUUACGGAAACAGAAUACGAAGCUAUAAUGCCUAUGUUAAUCAACGUAUUCGACCAGGUUCAUCUCUACGCAGAUCUACAACAUCAUUCCGUGGUCGAGUGCUGUCAGCGCCUUCUAGAAUGCCACCAUAUCGAUGGCUACCUAAAGUUACUGUACCUGUACCUUUUAAAAUGACCUUGAGGUCGGUUUAAAAGAAAUUAUAGAUUUUAAACAUAGCUGAACUCCUAUAUAACAACAGUCUUGUAUAACGAAGAAUUUCUUUAGCGGUUCGCCAUAAAAAAGUCUUACCGUAGUAAAAAAUUAAAAAAUGUUGUAAAAAUUAAAAAGAUAAGGUAAAAUACGUCUGCUGUCUCUUUUAUACAAUGAUUUAAACUUUUUAGAGAUCAAAAUCGACCAAAAUCAACCUAUUCCAAGAGGUUUAUCGAGCAAAUGUUAAGAGAAGAACGACAAAAAGAACUUUUGGAAAUAAAAGAACGACAGAAACAGUAAGACAAGUUUUAUCUUCGUUUUAUUUUUGUAAAAUACGAUGCGUGUCUAUGCGACAAAACAAAUAAAUUAAAGCUUCGUUUCAAAUUUACAAAAAGCUAGUUAUUUUUAAAAAUUUUUGACUAAAAUCAUAUUUUCUUUACCUAAUUGUCAGUAGAAAGUUUUAGUUUUGUUUAUAUUACCCAUGUUCAUUACAACAGAACAUUAGUCUAAAAGAAAACUAUAGUUUUUUAUUUUCAGGUUCAAAGCACGACCAGUACCAUCUACGACUUAUGCUUCCAACAACUCAUUUUAUAUUGGAGUAAGUUUUUAAUUGGGUCAGAACUAGAGGGCUAGAGAACUAGAGGGCUAGAGGGCUAGAAGGCUAUAGGGCUAGACAACUAGAGGGCUAAAAAAGAUGGCUGGGCUAGGGCUUUCUUUCAAAAUUUAAAACAAUAUUGCAGAAGCUCCGCCGUUCCAAAUCCGCCCACCCCUCAACUCGUCGUAAACCUUCACUAACUCAACACAAAGUAAUAAAAGCCCGUCCACCGCCAUUAUCAACUUACAUUCCACCAAAACUAAAACAACCAAACAAAGAAAAGACCAUUCAAAGAGCAAUCACAACAUUGACAAAAGCCCACGAACCUGGCCACAUGGCUGAACACUCGAUCAAAUGGAAAGUUCAACAACGUCUUCGUCAUGUACCUCAAUGUUAUGUUUCUAAAGAGCUCGUACCAAGAGUACGAUCCUCUUCUGUUCCUGAUUUUAGAAAACUUCAUCUUGAUUUUGAGCUACAGCUAGAUGAGGUUAGAAGAUCACGGCCGAUCACUCUUACGGAACCUUUCAAGUUCCAGACUGAUUACAAUCGACAUUAUUGUGCGGUAAGUGGUUUAAUAGGUAGUGUUUUAUUAUAAAAACAAUCGAAAAAUAAAAAGUUUUUCUAGAAAUAUAGUGUUAGAAGAAGAGUUAACUCAAAAAAGGGAAGACAUGACUCAAACAAACAAAAACUUAAAUCAGCAAAGGAGAGACUUGACUUUCAAAAAGGAAGGUUUAGGCUAGUGAUAAGGCUAGAACUAAGGCUAGGGCUAGAGAUAGGGCUAAAGCUAGAAAUAAAGCUAAGGCUAGGGCUAGUGCUUGGGGUAUUGCUAGAACCAGGGCUAGAGCUAAGAAAAAAAACGGAAAACAUGGUUAGGUAAGGGAAUACUUAACCCAAAAAAAGGAAAGACUGAAGUCAGAAAAGGGAAGACUUGACUCAGAUAAGAAAAGAAUUAACUCAGAAAAAAAAGAAAACUUGACCCAGAACAAGAAAGAACUAACUCAUAAAAGGGAAAGAAGAAGGGUUGAUUCAGGAAAGAAGAGACCAAACCAGAAAAGGGAAGAAAUGACUCGCAAAAAACAGACUUGACUCAAAAAAAAAUUUUUUUUUAGUUUUUUUAAUAAAACUAUUUUUAGAACUGGACCUUCCCCAACGAACAAGAGCUCAUCAAAACUAAACACAUGGAUUUUGUAUAG